AUGUCAUUCAUUUUUGGACGUCGCCGGUCGCAAUCAGACGCGGCCACCGACCACGCUGAUGCCGGCUUCAGAAGAUCAAGUCAAGAGUGCCAUUCACCCUCGGGCGCUUAUCGGGACGAGGCGACCGAUUCGGGAAUCCUUCAUGGCUUAUUUCGCAAGCGCAGUGAUAGCGCCCUGUCUUUAGAUUCGACUAAGGAUACCCGGAAACAGAGUCGAGACAAAGGACAGCAACCAGAUACCAAGGACCUUCCAGUACGGGAAAGAGGGCGCGAUGCGAAUCGGCGAGGAUCUAGAGAUUCUACUCCCAGUACUUCAUCAGGAAGAGGAAGCCCUGACCCCCAUUGUGCAGCGGCGCAUAGCGAACCCAAACAGCCGGGAAACAUUCAAGACUACCUGGACUAUCGACUCGAAAAGGCGGGUCUGCCGGAGGACAGUACUGAUCCCAAGGUCUCCUCGGAGCAUGGGUCGGUUCUAACCAAGAAAGAUGUCAAAGCACUUCUUUCCGGGGCACCUCAUUUCAUGCUGGAGCGAGGCAAACAUGGUCGUUGGUACCCACAAGUCAUCUUUCCCUGGGAUGACCACAAUCCUUCCAUCCAACGCAUGUUGGACCGCAAGCCCCUCGCUCAUGCAUCGUUCACACUGUGUACGUUACAUGCUCAUCUACCAGUUCCCGACGACUGGGCCGUGAAAGGGGGCGUACCUAUCCCUCUGCAAGACUGGCAUCGGUCGGGGGCUUUCAAAAGAGCUGCGUUCGACGUUGGAGUCUUUGAAGUUCCGAAUAUGCUGGGAAACAAUGGCAAGGAGCCGGGCACUAUCGGCUUUCGCAAUUUCCUGGAGCUUUCUAAUGCGGACCUGCUGAAAUACACUGGGCCCGAACUACCCAGAGAGCCCUUCAAUAUGCAACGGGUCUCGUCACUUCCUGCCACUGAAGCGUUUGAGCUGAUGGAUCAGUAUAACAAACCAUAUUCCCAAUGUCUUAGUGGCGCCGUAUUCGACCGGCGCAAGCUCAUCAAGGACGGCCCCCCUGGAUGGAAGCGCAUUGGCGUGCGAGAUGUCAAUAUCAGAUAUCUCGUCCAGCGUCUCGACCAAUUACGACAGUUGCGCCUCGAUGUACUCCGCCAAGGGUCAACUAUCACCAUUCUAGACGUUGAGUCGCCACAUGAACUUCAUAACAUCCUGCAUACACACUUCCUCCAUCCUCACCCACCUCCCGCAGAUGUGCUGCCAGGUCAUCCACAAAGCCUGAAAUCUCAGAUCAAAACAUUAGCAACGGUCCUAGCAACCCCCGGGGCCUGGAUUGAUUUCAGUCUGCCCGAGUGGCGAUUCCGCGCCGGUCAAAUCCUGUGGGAGACUCCUCCUCAUGGAGAUGGAGAUUGCGUGGAGUCUAAUGAUUGUUCUGCUGGGACGACUAAACAACCGUGGGUCAAUGCUGGCAUGGAGCGAAAGUGGCUGCUCAUUCAGAUUCUCCUGGCUGCAGAGCUUCUGUUCCGUCUCGAUGCUUUCGUUCGCGUAGGCAUGUUGCAUGAUCCCCAUGGAGGCCUGAUAACGACGCAAGAGCUCCAUCAUUUUGAUCAACUUCGAGAGGGAAAAGUGAACUGGGAUCUCAUCUUUGUGCGCCGCUUCCUCGACAAUCUCGAUAUUACUUGCGAUUCGACUCCAUCCUCGCCAGCCGGUGGUAGCUCGUCAUCGUCAACGAUCGAAAAGCUGCCUACGAAACCCCGUCGCUUUUCUCUUUUCGAUUCCAUCACUCGUCGCAUCUCGUCUAUGCAGGAGGCUGACGUGCGGUCUGCUUGGGAGUGUCGUAUCAGUUCCCCGUAUGUGCGGCAACAGCUGGAGGGCUUGUAUGUCUUUGCGGAGAACAUUGGUUGGCCGAAGGUCGCAGCUCUCAGAUCCCACUUUGAACAGAUAUGCCAAAGUGGAAAGGACGUGUUCACUCCAGUGGUGAAUACAGAUGACCUGUCCAGCCAUGGGACAAGAUCUGAAGACGUUAUCAAGACUACCCUGGUGAAAAACGAUAUGUACACCCGCAGUCGGUGCCGUCGCAGCGUUAAGCUGCGGAGUUUGUCUGACGAGGACAAGGACCCUCAUGCAUCUGAAGUCCUUGGCUGGAUCUCUCGAAGCUGGCUUUCAGGUCUCGUCAUUCCUGGCGAGGCAAUCUGCCAUCUGCUGAUUGGAACGCUCUUGGAAAAUGAUGCCGAUGCGAUCGAACGACUGGGGCCUACAGCAAAUCUCUACGGCGGCUUUGUCUAUGAUAGUCGCAGUUAUUGGAGCAAGGCCAGUAUUGUGGGACGUGUUCUAUCUAGCCUAGAUGGAGCCAGAACUUGUAUGGGCUGGGUGGGCAGCGAUGUUCUUCCCCGCGACGAGACGACGUUUGAGCCACUGGCCGACGGUUGGCUCGAAGUCCCUAUGCAAAAAGCCCUUCGCGGUCCUGGAAAGUCGCGCAUCAAGCAAGGUGGGAAAUUGGCAAUGGAGUCGACGCCGCUCGGAACGGGAGACAUUACGGCAGACUCGUUUACACUGCCGGUCGAUCGACCUGCAUCUGCGUCUACGCCAGAGGUGAAACUGAUCAAGUUGACCUUGUCGGUUCGCUCCCAAUGCAAGCGAGGCCUCACGGUCAGCGAUCAGGCUUCGUUAUCCUUCUCCCUCCAGAGCGCAGACGUAUCAUCCCCGACUACAGCCUCGUUCGCACUGAGUUAUAAUGUGCGCUUCAUUUCCGCCCACGAGUGUCGGCGACCACGGGGUGUUGCUGCCCGCCACAAGGACUGUUCUGGUCUUCACGACAAGCAGCAGGAGGAGUCGGCGACACCUGACUGGAACCAGUUCAAGCGUCUACCAGGUCACCCACUACACCGGUCAUUCCGAUACCAACAUGUUUCCCUUGACGCUCUCCCACAACUCCCCGCACCGACCCCCGCACUUGAUGGAGAUCCCGAGUUUCUAGUUAUCGAUGCGCGCGGAUGCCGAGUGAACGAGACUUUCGCACGGGCAUGGUGCGCCUCCGUUGGCUGCCAUGCUCUGAUCGGUCGCGUGGGGAGGACGUGCGUGGCUUGUUGUGUGAGGGAGGCAAGGGCAAUCGAUGUACCGGUGGUGGUGCGAGUGGGCGAGUGA
Penicillium cataractarum is the source of this 3108-nucleotide messenger RNA. RefSeq lists its product as uncharacterized. The record is from RefSeq and is a predicted model, not a curated record. The transcript is spliced from 2 exons. The coding region runs from base 1 to 3108 and encodes 1035 amino acids. Lineage: Eukaryota; Fungi; Ascomycota; Eurotiomycetes; Eurotiales; Aspergillaceae.